AUGUCAAAUUUUACAACAGCUAUUCAAAAUAUUAGAAAUAAUAUAGACACGGUAAUUCAUGAAGAAUGGCAAUCACAAGAUCCACAAGAACUAAACUUAAACGACAACACCCAAUCAGGUCCAAGUACAAGCAAGAAAAGACGGUUUGUUGAAAAGGAGGACCCCAUUCCUAAUUUAAGAACAUGUAAAGAAAUUUGUGAUACAAUAGUAGUGCAGCUACAUAUAAAUUUACUGCCUCUUCGUCAUAUUUUUCAAUAUCUUGACAGAGAAACUUCAGGACCUCGUGUAUACUCUGAAGCUAUAGGAAAAAUGUUGGAAUCUUACGAAAAAUCGCUCGUUUUAAAUUUUGUUCCUAUUGUUAACCCUUUACCAGAAUUAGACGCUGCAGCUAUUAGGAAUCUUAGCACUGAUCAAAAGUACUUAUAUGAAAUGUGUUACUCAAUUUCUAGAAAAAACUGGUCAUUAAAUCUAGCAGCUCGUAAUUCAGGAACAAUCGCUGAAAAAGAAAACCAUCGUUUUGUGAUGGAGGAAGACACGUCUUUAGAAUGA
Molecule: messenger RNA, 549 nt
Organism: Psylliodes chrysocephalus
Lineage: Eukaryota; Metazoa; Arthropoda; Insecta; Coleoptera; Chrysomelidae
Source: the annotation of a GenBank genome assembly